This is a messenger RNA of Seriola dumerili (greater amberjack), 3211 nucleotides long. RefSeq names its product vacuolar protein sorting 4 homolog B (gene vps4b). NCBI's taxonomy places the organism in Eukaryota, Metazoa, Chordata, Actinopteri, Carangiformes, Carangidae. Bases 351 to 1877 code for a protein of 508 amino acids. Gene Ontology annotation, molecular function: ATP hydrolysis activity; ATP binding. Gene Ontology annotation, biological process: endosomal transport; vacuole organization. The record is from RefSeq and is a predicted model, not a curated record. The transcript is spliced from 13 exons.
CUGUCCCAAAUGAUUCUCAAUAAAAAGUGAAUCAUUUUUGAAAUUCUGAAAUAGUUACUUUUAUAUGGGUCACUGAGAGAAUGCCUCUGCAACUUGUGUCGUCUUUGAAACUUGCACAACAACAACUAGCCUAAGCAUCAUGACUCAGUGGCAGGAGGGUUUCCGCGUCCCAGCAUCGCUGCCAUUCCUGCGACUGGGCAGGCCACUUUCUUUAACGCAUGUGUCAAUGCUGAGGUAAUGAUAGGCAAACAGGAACUAGUUGUGCAGUGACUACAGGAGUGGAUAAACGAAACAAGUGGCAGGGAUCACAGGUCGAAUCUGUUGUGUUUUUAAUUCUCCCAGGACUCCUCAUGGACCCAACCAAUCUCCAGAAAGCUAUUGCCGUAGCACAGAAGGCCUCAGAGGAGGACCAAUCUGGGAAUUACGCAGAAGCCAUCAUCUCCUACCAACAUGCUGUCAAGUACUUUCUGCACAUUUUAAAACGUGAACCCCAGGGUAAAGAUGGCAACCAGAAGAUCAGAGAUAGAUGUAAACAGUACCUGGACAGAGUGGAAGAACUGCAGGAGUACCUAGUCAAUAAAGAGAAAGCCAUUGAUCUUGCCAGCAAGGCAGCUCAGGAGGAUAAAGCUCAGAACUAUGAUGAGGCUCUGCGUCUCUACCAGGCAGCUGUUCAGUACUUCCUACAUGUUGUGAAAUAUGAAGCCCAAGGUGAGAAAGCUAAACAGAGCAUCCGGGCGAAAUGUGCUGAAUAUUUGGACAGAGCAGAGAAGUUGAAGGAGUAUCUAAAGAAGAAAGAGAAAGCUCCUCCUGCUAAGCCUGUCAAAGAAUCACAGUCUGAUGACAAAGGGAAUGAAAGUGAUGAAGGUGAUGAUCCAGAGAAAAAGAAGUUCCAAAAUCAACUCUCAGGCGCAAUUGUUAUGGAGAAACCAAAUAUCAAAUGGAAUGAUGUUGCUGGUUUAGAAGGAGCCAAGGAGGCGCUGAAAGAAGCUGUUAUUCUUCCAAUCAAAUUUCCCCAUCUUUUCACAGGAAAGAGAACUCCAUGGAGGGGGAUCUUGCUCUUUGGACCUCCAGGUACAGGAAAGUCCUAUCUGGCUAAAGCUGUUGCCACAGAGGCCAACAAUUCCACAUUCUUCUCCAUCUCCUCGUCUGACCUCGUCUCCAAAUGGCUGGGCGAGAGUGAAAAGUUGGUGAAGAAUCUUUUCAGCCUCGCAAGGGAGCACAAGCCCUCGAUCAUCUUCAUCGAUGAGAUCGACUCCCUGUGUGGCUCAAGAAGUGAGAACGAGAGUGAAGCUGCUCGUCGUAUUAAGACAGAAUUCCUGGUUCAGAUGCAGGGUGUGGGGAAUGACAAUGAGGGAGUGCUGGUACUUGGAGCAACAAACAUCCCAUGGACACUAGACUCAGCUAUCAGAAGAAGAUUUGAGAAACGGAUCUACAUCCCGCUGCCUGAAGAGCACGCCCGUUCCUUCAUGUUCAAACUCCAUCUGGGAUCAACCCCAAACAGUCUCACUGAAUCUGACUUUGUCACUCUGGGCAAGAAGACAGAUGGCUACUCUGGAGCAGAUAUAAGUAUCAUUGUCAGAGAUGCUCUAAUGCAGCCGGUUCGAAAGGUCCAGUCAGCAACCCACUUCAAACGGGUACGGGGUCCAUCCAGAACUGACCCCAACGCUGUUGUAGAUGACCUCUUGACUCCUUGCUCCCCUGGUGAUCCCAACGCAGUUGAAAUGACAUGGAUGGAGGUCCCUGGGGAGAAGCUAUUGGAACCUGUAGUAUGCAUGUCUGAUAUGAUGAGGUCUCAGUCCAACACAAAGCCAACAGUCAAUGAACAAGAUCUUGACAAACUGAAAAAAUUCACAGAAGACUUUGGACAGGAAGGCUAGGCGGGAUAAAUGAGCCAAGUCAAACCAAAGCAAAGGAAUUGAUUGUGUCUCUUUACUGUCCUUGUCCCUUUUUCUUUAUUUCUCUGUCUCAUCCUAACCAUUCACCAGACCUGGUGAUUUAUUAUAAGUGGGUAAAAUUACUGCUCUGUUCUGCCAAUCUGAUAACUACACAAAGGGUGGAAGACCUAGUUUUAUUUGAUAUUCACUAUUGUCCAAAGAAGAUUAAAGACUUCCCAUCUACAGCUGAUAAAAGAAUCAAUGCCACAUAGGGAAUUUAGAGGGUUGUUUGAUUUAUGCACUAAAGACUAAAGGUAUUGAUGAGCAGAAAACCCAAGCAUCUUAGGGAAACUAGCAGAGAACCUACACAACAGUUGGUGCAAAUGAGGUCAUUGGAAUCAACAUUAUUUAUUUUAAGUUCUAGUAAGUAAAUCUCACUAGACUAAUAAAUACCCCUUGCAUAUUCUCUAUUUUGUAUUAAGAAAAAACAAGCAUUUUAUAGUGUAUAGUGUACUUUGUGGAAUAUAUAAAUCUUGGGCUGGGAAGGUGAAGUGGAGGGCACGAGUUCACAGAAUUUGUUUUGGUGAAAUACAUCAUUCUCGUCUCAAGGUGGUGGACAUUAUAGAGUUUGAGACAGAGAUACUCAGGAUGAGAGCUGUAUUAGGCCCUGUUGACAUUUUGGGUUGUUUAUCAAGUUUCCAAACAAAUGACAGUUGUAUUUAUUAACUCAGUUGUCAUUUGAAUUCAACAUGACUAUUAGGGGGGCUCACCGUUGGUGCCGUACCAGCAUUAUUUUACCACUUUAUUUUUCAAGGACUCAGUAGCUUUCAAUUGCUUUGUCUCUCAGCUUAUGGCUUUUUCACAACCUACUGUACAUUUUUUCAUCACUGUCCAUCGGCUUUGCUAAUUAUCCUUAAUGCAAACUGCAAAAAACUAAGCCUUAUAUUAAGAUCAAGUCACAUUGCAAAUUAAGGCAGGUGUUGAAGUUGGACACUGGUGGCUCAAGUGGAGAGAUCAUCUCUUACACUUGACAACAUAGGAAUGCAUCUCCAAGCAUGGAGUUUAUGUAGCCAUAAGUGGCAGUGUGCACCAUGUGCCUUCCAGAAAAGCCGCAAAAUUCUUUUUUUUAAUAUGUUGGUCUGCUCAUAUAUUGAGUGCGUUGUCACUACAACUAAGAAAUGUAUAAUACUUGCACAUUUCAUGUAUGCUCUUUUAGAGAUUGUAUACAGCUGUACUCUUUUGCUCCUAAGGUGUGCUGUCUCCUAUGAGUCUUGAUGGAAAACAUAUCUUAUUUUACUGUAAAUGUCUAUACAUAUAGCCAACUCUUCAGCCUUUUC